AUGCCAGAUCCAUCGAGCGAUGGACGCAGAUGGAUGCCCUGCUGUUACGGGCUGUGCCCGUGCUGCAGACGGGCGGGGUACGAGAAUGGCGUCGGCCGCUUCACACUUAGGUUCGAAGACCCGAUGCAAGAGGCGGGCUUUGUGAAAUGCCAGAAAGCGCGGCUGUCCCACCACGUAGUGUUGCUGAUGGCCCUCUCCACUUUUCUAGGCCUCAUAACUAUCGUUGGGCACAGAUAUUGGGACGAGGAUCAGUACGCCACGAAUGAGGCUCGGGAGCUCAGCAGGUGGCAGCUGCUGAUGUACUUCGCCACAAUUGUUUCCUUCAACCUGGGCUUCAGCUCUGGGACACUGCUGGCCAAGUACAAUGUUAUUGGCACCCUGGGCUUGGAGAUCGCUGUCGUGAUUGCAUGCGGUAUCGUCGUGAUGGCAAUACCGAUGUGCACGAAGCAUUACCUCGCGCGAGCGUUUGGCUACGACGACACGGAGGCCAUUUGGGGCGUGGACACGAGCCCCACCGACGGCAAUGUGGUGCUGUACAUCGACUGCGUCGUCACCGCUGUGCACCUCUUGGUGCCGAUACGCUGGGUGGUCCUCGCUCCGUUUGAGGUGAUCCCAUUCCUGGCGUACGCCGUGCCUGCGCUGACGCUCGGCAGCCCUGCCGUGCAGGUUGUCCACUUCAACAUGGUGGUUCUCCUGGCGCUCACGGUCUUCGCCGCCGUCGGGAAGCGGGCCUUCGAGAGGCAGGAGCGCGAGAUGUUCGCGGGGUUCCUGGCGGAGAAGCAGAUGCGCUUCCAGGCGGAGUUCCAGCUGUCCAGGGUGGGCCGCGGCGAGGACGCGGCGGGCCGCGAGGACGUCGGCUCCGACCGAUCUCUCGCCUCGUCGCGCCCGGAGACGACCCGGAGCGCCUCGGCCUUCGACGGCGGCCCGGACCGCCAGAAGAUGAUCCAGAUGCGCGCCAUAGGCCUGCGGGAGCAGUGGCUCAUCGCUAGUGGCGAAGUGGAGCUCAUGUCCUGCAGGGCUCUCGGCGAGGGUGGUUUCGGCAUCGUUGUGCCGGGCUUGUACCACAACACCCUGGUGGCGGUGAAGGCGCCGAAGGAGGGCAUCGCACGAAAGGGCCUGUCCGCUCUUUGCAACGAGCUGAGGAUCCUUCGCCGCCUCCGCCAUCCCAACAUCGCGUUCUUCUACGGGGCGUGCAUGGACGCUGGCCUGAACAAGAUAUGCCUGGUGCUCGAGUACGUGGACGGUGUGUCCCUCGGCGCGUUCAUCCGUAGCCCGUCCAGGGGCCCCGAUCAGCCCGAGGGCUCGCGUUGUGCUGCUCCGGGUGCCAGGGCUCCGGAAAGAAGCGUUUCAGUGCGGUCCUUGAUCGUCUUCGACAUCCUGAACGUGCUGCGUUACCUGCACUCGAGAGAGCCUGCCGUCGUCCACGGUGAUCUGAAGGACUCCAAUGUCUUCGUGGAGGAGCGGUUCAGCAGGAGUGGGCGACCGUCGUUUCACGCCAAGCUCCUCGACUUCGGCCUCUCCCGGAACAUCACCCGAAGCGCCAAGCCUCUGGGCGGCACGUUGCGGUGGAUGGCGCCAGAGUUGGUCUCGCGGCAGGCUGUUCCACCAGACGUUGCCGCCGAUUGCUACUCGUUCGGGCUGCUUACGUACUUCAUCGUGACAGGCAGCUUGCCUUUUGAGGGCACGAACGCCGAAGUGAUGCUGAAGCGGCUGAGGCGCGGCCAGUCGCCGAGCCUGUCGUGGCCCGAGCCCGCCGACGAGCUCACACAGGUUUGCCAACCAGUGGUGGAGCAGUGUAUUAAGCCGAUGCCGGCCUUGCGCCCCACAGACCAGCAGGUCAGCAACGAAUUGACCCCUAUGCUGAAUAAGGUCGCGGGCGGGGUGAUGGAGACGGCGGUGGAGACUCUCACACCUGCAGAGGCCAUCAGUCGGGGCACGAAGUCGCCUGGUGACACCGAGAAAUGCGAUGUGGACGAUCCAGCGUGCAAGGAACUCAUGGAGUUCAGCGGUGUAGUGAAGGUGAGGCAGGCCAGCAGCUCGUGCCCGGCAUAG
Prorocentrum cordatum is the source of this 2052-nucleotide messenger RNA. The record is from the annotation of a GenBank genome assembly. NCBI's taxonomy places the organism in Eukaryota, Dinophyceae, Prorocentrales, Prorocentraceae.